AGCAACUUCUAUUUCUUCUUCUUGACUGAGAUGGAGCUAAAAGGUUUGGGGUUCGUCCCCCUUCUGUUGGCAUUUUGGUGUGCGGCCUGGCUUGCCACCAGCUACAUCGUGACGGUCGUCCUCGGCCAUGCCGCCUCGCCACUGAUGCACAUCAGUGACGUGGGAAAUUUCUUUCCCGAAAACAUAUUAUUGAGAAUUGGUUUCAUAGGGACAUCCAUUGGCACUUUGGUACUAACCUUUCUUAUUUAUAAGUAUAUGGUUAUGCAUACUGAAGAGUUCAGGGGUCAUCAGGUCCCGAUCCAGAGGAUCCUGCUCGCCAUUGUGUGGGCCUCCUGUUUUGGUACAGCUGUCAUGCAUGUAUUGUCCCCCGAAGAAUAUCCCAGGAUACACUUUGUCAGCAUGAGCUAUAUUUUUGAACCACUUCUAACAUUCCUGAAGGGACUGGAGGGCCUCUCAUUAUAUGUAAUGGGAGACUUUAUCUGCCCCAUGGAUCUGGUCAGGGACGAGCGGAGAGGCCUCUCAAAAUUUACCACAAGGCAAACAAUAUCAGCUUAG
Hyla sarda is the source of this 555-nucleotide messenger RNA. Its product is annotated as DNA damage-regulated autophagy modulator protein 1-like. The transcript is spliced from 3 exons. The record is from RefSeq and is a predicted model, not a curated record. NCBI's taxonomy places the organism in Eukaryota, Metazoa, Chordata, Amphibia, Anura, Hylidae. The coding region runs from base 31 to 555 and encodes 174 amino acids.